AUGGCGGACUCGGCGGCCCGCCGAUGAGGAGGCCGCGGGGGGAGCCCGGCCCCCGGGCCCCGAGACCGACCGAGGGAGCGACCUGCGCGGGGCCCGGGGAGCCAUGGUCUCCAUCACCCAGCUCCAUGCUCCGGGUCCUGCUCUCUGCCCAGGCCUCCACUGCCCGGCUCUCUGGCCUGCUGCUGCUCCCUCCAGUACAGCCCUGCUGUCUGGGGCCCAGCAAGUGGGGGGACCGGCCCCCUGGAGGAAGCCCCCAUGCAGGCCCUGUGCAGGGGCUGCAGCGGCUUCUGGAACAGGCGAGGAGCCCAGGGGAGCUGCUGCGUUGGCUGGGCCAGAACCCCACCAAGGUGCGCGCCCACCACUACCCUGUGGCGCUUCAUCGCCUGGGCCAGCUCUUGGGGUCUAGGCCACGGCCCCCUCCUGUGGAGCAGGCCACCCUGCAGGACUUGAGUCAGCUCAUCAUCCGAAACUGCCCUUCCUUUGACAUUCACACCAUCCAUGUGUGUCUGCACCUUGCAGUCUUACUUGGCUUCCCAGCAGAUGGGCCCCUGGUGCAUGCCCUGGAGCAGGAGCGAAGGUUCCGCCUCCCUCCGAAGCCGCCACCCCCUCCGAAACCUGUCCUGUGUGGUGGGCAGAGGUUGGAAGCGGCUCUGAGCUGCCCCCGUUUCCUGCGGCAUCCGAGGCAGCAUCUCAUCCGCAGCCUGGCAGAGGCCAGGCCAGAGGAACUGACCCCCCACGUGAUGGUGCUCCUGGCCCAGCACCUGGCCCGGCACCGCUUGCGGGAGCCCCAGCUUCUGGAAACCAUUGCUCACUUCCUGGUAGUCCAGGAAGCCCAGCUCAGCAGCAAGGUGGUACAGAAGUUGGUUCUGCCCUUCGGGCGGCUGAACUACUUGCCCCUGGAACAGCAGUUCAUGCCCUGCCUUGAGAGGAUCCUGGCUCGGGAAGCGGGGGUGGCCCCGCUGGCCACCGUCAACAUCUUGAUGUCGCUGUGCCAGCUGCGCUGCCUGCCCUUCCGAGCCCUGCACUUUGUCUUUUCCCCGGGCUUCAUCAGCCACAUCAGUGGCACCCCUCACGCUCUGAUCGUGCGGCGCUACCUCUCCCUGCUGGACACGGCCGUGGAGCUGGAGCUCCCCGAUUACCGGGGUCCCCGCCUUCCCCGAAGGCAGCAAGUGCCCAUCUUCCCCCAGCCUCUCAUCACGGACCGUGCCCGCUGCAAGUACAGUCACAAGGACAUAGUAGCCGAGGGGCUGCGCCAGCUGCUGGGGGAGGAGAAAUACCGCCGGGACCUGACGGUGCCCCCUGGCUACAGCACAGACUUCCUGCUGUGCGUCAGCAGCUCGGGCGCGGUGCUUCCCGUGAGGACCCAGGACCCCUUCCUACCCUACCCUCCCAGGCCCUGUCCCCAGGGCCCCGCUGCCUCCCAGCCCACCACCAGCGACCCCGCCCAGAGCUGCCCUUCGAGGAACUGGAGUCCCAGAGAGGCCUGCCCCAGCUCAAGAGCUACCUGCGGCAGAAGCUCCAGGCGCUGGGCCUCCGCUGGGGGCCUGAAGGGGGGUGAGGGGCCACAGGGGGUUCAGGAUGGCUCCCCUAUGGGGGGUGGACGAUUUGCACUUUGGCUUCCUCGUUUGGGUUUUGCAUUAAAGGCCCUUUCCUGCCCCACCACGCAGCUCGUUUCUGGGAUCGGGAGCCCGGGAGCCCCACUUUCCCAUUCGUGCCCUCUCACCCCACAGAGACAGAAGGCGGGGUCGGGUGGGGGCCGAAGCACUUUACUACAGGGUGGGGAGGAGAGUGUAAGGGGCUUUAAAUUAUUCAUUUAAAUAAAAACGAGGGCG
This is a messenger RNA of Talpa occidentalis (Iberian mole), 1832 nucleotides long. It is a transcript of the gene FASTK, whose product is annotated as Fas activated serine/threonine kinase. Gene Ontology annotation, biological process: regulation of mitochondrial mRNA stability; mitochondrial RNA processing. NCBI's taxonomy places the organism in Eukaryota, Metazoa, Chordata, Mammalia, Eulipotyphla, Talpidae. The record is from RefSeq and is a predicted model, not a curated record. Bases 24 to 1817 code for a protein of 597 amino acids. The transcript is spliced from 9 exons. Gene Ontology annotation, molecular function: RNA binding. Gene Ontology annotation, cellular component: mitochondrial matrix; ribonucleoprotein granule.